Molecule: messenger RNA, 441 nt
Organism: Aspergillus bombycis
Lineage: Eukaryota; Fungi; Ascomycota; Eurotiomycetes; Eurotiales; Aspergillaceae
Exons: 2
Coding region: 1-441 (146 amino acids)
Source: RefSeq, a predicted model, not a curated record
AUGGCGCUGCUUGCCAAGGCAUCAUCCCUAGCUUGCCUGCUUGUUCUGGCCUUUCUGGCUCUUGCCUCGAUUGGCCACUCGCACCCCAUCGGGGAAAUCUCCAGAUCUGGGAUGUUGCAUGGGCGCAAUCCGGAUCCGAGAAUGAUACCAGGUUCCAAUGACUUGGUUGGUAAUAUCUUCAAAAGUCUUGGAUUGGAUAACUUCGAGAAACUCAACCAUUGGAAGCAAAACCAAGCCACGCCUGAGAGUAGCAGCACGGCGCCUACCAAAACACAGGAUAGUAGCACCUCCAGUGGCGACCACACCACAAAGCAAACGACUCCGAGUGGACUAGCGGACCCUACGAGCGACCCCUCCGGUUUUGUGUCGGGGUUAUUGCAGUUGCUAAGGGAUAGGUUCAAGCAAGCGUUGCAUAGCAGUGAUGAGCACACCUUGAACUAG